This is a messenger RNA of Paracoccidioides brasiliensis Pb18, 960 nucleotides long. RefSeq lists its product as uncharacterized. The transcript has 2 exons. Gene Ontology annotation, molecular function: aldose reductase (NADPH) activity. Gene Ontology annotation, cellular component: cytosol. The record is from RefSeq and is a predicted model, not a curated record. Bases 1 to 960 code for a protein of 319 amino acids.
AUGACGUCUGUGUCUCGAUGGGAAAAUCUGCUACUCCGCCCGGCAUUAGCGGGUGCGAUAGAUAAACCGCAGCCACUCACAACCAUUCCCGUUUUCCUGUACGGCACUGCGUGGAAAAGGGAAAGGACGGAAGAUUUGGUAUACCAGGCGCUCUCCGCAGGGUUCAAGGGUGUUGACACGGCCGCGCAGCCAAAGCAUUAUCGGGAAGAUCUAGUUGGUGCGGGGGUGCGGAGGGCGUUGGCGGAAAAGAAAGUGAAGAGGGAAGAUAUCUAUAUACAAACCAAAUACACACCUAUUGGAGGCCAAGACCCCAGCUCUGUGCCCUACGAUCCCUCAUCUUCGAUAGCAGAUCAGGUGCAUUCUUCCGUCAAGUCGUCGCUGGCCAAUCUACGUCCGCUGGAUGAUACAAUUUCUGAACAGGAUGCCUACCUUGAUGCUCUGGUUUUGCACAGCCCGUUACCAACCACUGAGCAGACGCUAGAAGCCUGGGUAACACUAGAAGAAUACGUACCUUAUAAGAUUCGGAACCUGGGGAUAUCGAACUGCGAACUCUCCGACCUAAAAGCCUUGUGCAGUACGACAAAGGUGAAACCAGCCAUAGUCCAGAACCGAUUCUUCCCGGGAUCACAAUUUGACAUACCAUUGCGCCAGUUCUGCCGGGAAAACUCGAUCGUCUACCAGUCAUUCUGGACGCUAACUGCAAACCCGACACUGGUAUGGUCUACUGAAGUUGGCAUUCUGAGCCAGCAGGCCUGCAUCAGUCCACAGGCUGCGGUAUAUUGUCUAGUGCUUGGGUUGGGGAAUACUGUUGUGCUCAACGGGACAAAGAAUGAAGGUCGUAUGCAGUCCGAUCUGGCUGCUCCAAAGGCUGUGGAGGAGUUUGCGGCGAAAUUCCCUGAGCAGUGGGAUAAGAUAUUGAGAGGGUUUAAGAAGAAUAUUGGAGAGACGGCUGCAAUGUGA